Messenger RNA from Amphimedon queenslandica, 4021 nucleotides. RefSeq lists its product as uncharacterized. Gene Ontology annotation, molecular function: ubiquitin protein ligase binding. Lineage: Eukaryota; Metazoa; Porifera; Demospongiae; Haplosclerida; Niphatidae. The record is from RefSeq and is a predicted model, not a curated record. Bases 106 to 3873 code for a protein of 1255 amino acids. The transcript is spliced from 15 exons.
AGUCACGUGAGUAGUAAGCUUCACGUGGUAGAUUGUUGUGUCUAAAGCCUACUUAGCCUAGGGACUUGAGCUCUUCCAGCAGAGUACAAGCCGAGGUACAAGCUAAUGCUAAUGGCUGGCCUUUUUGCUUGCAGACUCUGGAAAGAAGUCGUCUAUCCCAAGAGAGAAAUGUACCCAAUUUUCGAAGAGUGUGAUGUUCACAGCCCUUUGCUUGAGCCCCAGUCUCUCAUCAUGACUACCAAGGACUUCUUUGAUUCCCCAGAGAAUGAAGGAGAAGGAGAAUAUGUUACUAGAGGAGAUGAAAGUCGGUUCCCAUACGACUCAUUUGAUGAAUGUGAUGAGGAAGAAGACGAAGGUGAUUAUACUGGAGUUGAUGAGAUGGAAACAAGAAAAUUGAAACUUGGUCAGUUUGCUAGUAAAUAUUAUCCUCCUCCUCCUUCAUCAAAACCUCCUCGACUACCUCUCUCCAGCGAGAGGAGCAGUCCUUCAUUGCCAGCUGAAGGUACGAUUGUUAUGAAAGGACAGCUAACAGCUGGUAGAGAGAACUCAAGACUGCCUAUACCUGGUUCAAAGGCUACUGCCACUCGCUCUUCUCCUAAUAAAGUCUCGCCUACGUCAGCCUCAACCACACCCACCUCCUCCUCGUCAGAGUCUGGCAAUACGCCUGUAGUCACCCCAACCAGAGACCUAGUUGAGGGUUCUUCUAACAAAGUCUCUCAUUUUAAAAACUCGUCCAGCAGUUCAAGACGCUCUCCUUCAGCGUCUCAGCCAACCAUACCAAGUCACUUAGAGGCUGGUGACAGCUUAGGGGGAGUGCCCCCACCUGGUAUCCUCCUCUCUCCUCAGUUAAGGAGAACUCCCAGAUCAACCGGUCUAGGAUUGAGAGCUUCUUAUUCCUCUCCUACCUCUUCUGUUGUUCCUUCUGGUAAGCCGUUAUAUCGUAGUGAUUCGCUACAGUCUUUCUCGACGAAGAGGGUUUCUCCUGGUCGUCAAGGUUUUCUUCAGAGUAAGGUGCCCUCCGUGGCUUCGAGGAUACUACAAUUUGAACCGUCUAAUUCACCUAGUUCAUCUCGUAGUAAUAAUGGAGGAGUGAGUGUGGCUAAUAAUAAUGGAGUGGGUGUGGCUAAUAAUAACGGUAAUAAUGGAGUAACUGCUAAUAGUAAUAACGGUGUGGCUAAUAAUGGGGUAGGUGUGGCUAGUAGCUCGUCUGGAGGUGUGGCCCCUCCUGCUGCUCCUGGCGGUGGAGGCUCUAGUGAAUCUAAAACUGAGACCACCUCUUUGGUAUCAGACUUGAAGCAAUCAACAGAAAGCAAGGCUGUUCCUUCAAUUGAUGAGACAGACCACCAUCAGCUGGUACCCCACUCUACUGUCCCUCCUUCUCUUCCUAAUACUGACCACCAUCACCAGCAGCAACAGGCCAUCAUGUCAAUGAGUGGCUCUACAACCUCUUCAAUGGAGGAGCUUUCCCUGUACAAUCAUGAACACUUUUCUUCCUCUUCUUCCUCCUCCUCCUCAUCCUCCUCAAACUCCUCUCAGCGUCACUCUAGGCCCGAGGCUGUUGUUCCUCCUCACAAACACACAGCACCUCCUGGACCUACUUAUCCAAUGGGGGGUGGUCCUUACUCUCACCAUCCUAUGAUCUAUACACGUGGCUCCACUGCUUACCAACCUCCCCAACCUGUACCCUCUACUUACACUAUGGGAUAUCCUCCUAAUUCUACUUAUGGGAGUUCAUUAGAUUUAUUAAAACCGUCUCCUUCAGGCGGUGGUGGAGGGGGAGGACAGAAGCAACCUCUAGGGCUAGCCACAGCCACGUUGGCUUUGGCUCAUAAUUCAGCAGCUAAUGGAGAUGUCGUGACUUUACGUAAAUUAUUAUCAUCAGGUGAAGUUGAUCCUCUCUCUAGAGAUGAGUAUGGCUCUACACUGUUACACACAGCUGCUACCUAUGGACAGCUCUCUUCCCUUCAGCUUCUUUCUAAAGAUAUAUCCACCUCAGCACUUCUACUCGCUGACAAUAACUUCCUCACUCCUCCUCUGCUAGCUAUUCAGAAUGGUCAUGUUGAUUGUCUAAAGUAUCUCGUUGAGGAACUAGGCACUCCCCUCUCUGUACCUGAUGCUGGAGGAGAAACACUCCUUCAUCAUGCCGCCUUUCACGGACAGACAAAGUGUCUCGAGUUUCUCAUUCACAGAAAGAAAAAAUCCUCAGAGUCUGUUGGUUUUGUUGAUGACAGUGGAGUGUCUCCGGCUCAUUUUGCAGCUCAAAGAGGACACCUUGACUGCCUUAGGUUGAUGAUUAAUUACGGUCUUGAUGUCACAGCCCCCGACCGCGAGAACAUGAAGCCAGCUGACUGGGCUGACGCCACAGGCCAGCACUCUUGCACUCAUUACCUCCUAAUGGUUGAGCUCUGCUGGCAGCUCUCACGAGACGUCUCCAUCUUAACAAGAGAUAUUGAAAUGCUUCGUCAUGAGAACAACCAGCUCCACGAGUUAUUGGAUCUGAGAGAUAAAGAGCAUCACACGGCCAUAGCCAAACUCUAUCAGCAACACCAGGACACCAUCCAAAAGUUUCACGAGCAAUAUGCCGGUAUUACAGUUUCUGCUUUAUUGAGAGGAGAGGAAGCCACGCCUCCCCUCCUUCUCCCUCCCACUACGACCGCCAGUGGUGGAGUAAUGAAUAAAAUUGGUUCAAGUCCUGUUCAUAAGACGAGCUUAUCUAGCAAAGGAGGUGGAGGUAAGGGAACUGAAGGAGCUAAGGAAAAGAAAAGAGUAAAGAUUGUACCAGAGCCAUUGACAAUUGAAGAAAUAGAGCCACAUGAAGUGUUGAAGAGAGAGCUAAGUAAUGUUGAACAGCGUUUGCAUGCGAGUCGUGAGAAGAGAAAACUCCACCCGGUAAUGGCUACAAGAUCAUUCUCACCUCUAUCUCCAAUUGUGAAACGGAUGAACAGUGUCGAGAAAGAAGACGACAAGAAUAAUGCAAAUAAUAAUGACAAAGACAACAAAACUGAAUUAUCAGCAUUUCUGUUUGAAGGUGUUCAAGACUCUCCUCCAGAAGAUGCUAAAAGGAACAUCCAACCUUUUAACCCUCAUACAAAUGACUCACAUUCUCACUAUCAUCACACGGCACCUUCCACUAGUCAUCAUCAUUAUCCAGAGCAUCGUAGAUCUCUUGACAAUAGCAACAUAAGACUAACGUCGCAAAGGUCGCCCCCACAGGAUCGACAGUCCCUCCCUCCUCAAAGAUCACCUCCUCAGGAACCAAUCUCUCAUCAAUGGUCACCUCCUCAGGACGUUACGUCUCGUUCGGCCCCGCCCUCUCAACGAUCGCCCCCUCAAGAUUCCUCCUCCUCCUCAUCACGGUCACAGAAAUCCCCUUCGCAUAGAUCUCCACCGCAGGACGAAGUCUUGCAUUACCAGUAUCGUGUGUCUAUGAAUAAAGAAACGGAAUUACCGCUAACAUCUUCUUACUCUAUGAACGAUUUUACUCACGCCGGUUAUAAGUAUGCCCCGUCUGCUUUACAGCAGUAUAAAUCGCCUCUCUCUUCCGGCAAGGCUAAUAGCUACACUGUACAUCAUCACCAGCACUCAUCUCAUCCUCCACAGCAGCAGUCCUCUUCGGGGAACCCUUCGUCUUCAAAACAUAAGCUCAAAGGUCAGGACAUGUACGGGUUGCAUUCUAACAAGACUCCGACCCAUUCUUCAAAGUCUCAGACUCAUCCCAGCAAGUCUCAUUCUCAUGCCGGCAGCUCUGGGUUGUCUAAACUUCAGUCUGUGAGGAGCUAUUCGACGAAAGAGGCAGUUCAUAGAGGAGGAGGAGAGGGUCAUCCUCUCUCUGUCAGUCAUUCCAGUCCACAGCAUAAAACUAAAUAUAGUUGAGUUAAAAAUAGUAACAGCAUAGCUUUAAUAAUAAUAAUAAUAAUAAUAGGAAUUAAACAUAUUACUGUACAACUGAUUGUAUAAUAAUAAUAAUAGCUAUUAUUACUAUAUUAAUUUAUUAAUCAGUCAUUAAAUUAAUAAUGUUAAA